AUGGCUGCCACCAUUGCUUCAGUUGGCUCAAACUAUGAUCGACAAUCGGUGCUCAAAGCUUUCGACCAAACAAAAACCGACGUCAAAGGCCUCGUCGAUGCCGAAAUCCGGAAAAUCCCUCCCAUCUUCUUCCACCCACGGGACACCACUCCCAAAAUAUCCACCACUGUUGUCAAGAUUCCGGUCAUAGACCUUCAAUCGACCCAUAGAGCAUCGAUGGUGGAGAUGAUUCGUGAAGCCUCCGUGAACCUAGGUAUUUUUCAGGUGGUGAAUCAUGGGAUUCCUAUGAGUGUUAUGGAUGAGGCGGUUCAAGGAGUUCGUAGAUUUCAUGAACAAGAUGACGAGGUGAAGAAAGGGUUUUACACGAGGGAUCUUUCGAGUACAUUAGUGUAUAACAACAAUUACGAUAUGUAUAGUUCCCCCGCCUUGAACUAG
Lactuca sativa (garden lettuce) is the source of this 435-nucleotide messenger RNA. Lineage: Eukaryota; Viridiplantae; Streptophyta; Magnoliopsida; Asterales; Asteraceae. The record is from RefSeq and is a predicted model, not a curated record.